GAGCUCGAAGGCUGCUCGGCGUUGUCGUGGUCAUCUCACCUCACAGAGUCUCGGAUACAAGCUAGACAUCCCACCUGCAGCCAUCUAUCCCUUCCCCGAGACUGCUCUCCCUCUUCCCUCUUCUCUCCCUAGACCUGUCCCCUCCACACGACACCAAGGCGACCACAGAAACAUCUGAUCUGCAGGUCUUCGCAUCUUGGUGUCAUCCGAAUCACCACAACUUGAAGCAUGGCUCUGAAGGAUCUGAAGCGACGGCUGCUGCUGGCUGGUGCUUCCAGCAUGAGAGGCGCUGGUCAAUGUGCAUAUGUUCUCCUACGCUGUGUGGACCUUGGCAUGAAGCUCGUCGGCCCGCUGCUGGUCAGAGAGAGAAGAACCCAAUACAUGUGAUAGGUGUCUGUCAUUGUGUCUGUGUGUGGUGUUUGUGAUCAGAUAUUGUUUGCUUUCGGCCUUUAUGGGUUCAUAGCGUAUUCGUUCUUUGCCUUCAUCGUCCCGUACGAGCCGUGGCCGGCGUGGCAGCGCACCCUGCUCUCCUUGGUGGGCAUCUUCCUGCUCGCAAACAUCAUAUACAACUACCUUGGCGCCAUCUUCACAGGUCAGUCACCAUCACCCACAACAUAUGUGACCGACACCGACGCAUGAGACCCACGGGCUGUUUGCUGGCUUCUCGUCGUGUGUGUGUCUGUUCGAUGUGCAGAUCCGGGCAGUCCGCCAGAAUAUGGAGGGGUAGGCUUCUAGGCUGGAGGAACACUUUCUUCUGUCGAUUGGCGAGUGUUUGCAAACUGUGUGUGUGUGUCUGGUGUGUCCUGUCCCUUCAGACUGAGAUGGAGGAGGGCGCUGGGAUGGGGGGGCUGGGGGAUGAAGUCAAGCAAUGCCAAAAAUGUGAGGUGACGCAUACCGACGGACGACAUUCGUGUGGCCUGUCUUCAUUCCAUGCAUGUGUGAUGUCUGUCAUGCCUGUCUGGGUGUCAGGUUCUCGCUUGAAGCCUGCCAGGUGUCACCACUGUAGCGUGUGCAACCGAUGUGUUCUCAAAAUGGACCAUCACGUAAGUAAAUCAAUGACGACAGAGGAGACAGAGAUGGCAUGCCAUGGUCGAUCCGAUCGCUGCGUGUGUGGUGGUGUGGGGUGUGUGUGUCUUCAGUGUCCCUGGGUGAACAACUGCGUCGGUUUCCACAACUACCGGUACUUUUGGCUGUUCCUCGUCUAUUUGGCCAUGGGCUGCACUUUCGUCAUCGCAACUGUCGCCAGGGCCUUCUAUGUCGCCAUAUUCACACCGGUCAGUCAGUCAGCAGACGAGACGCCCGCAGACACAGCAUAGCCCUCACCCACUUGUGUGGUGGUGCACGUGUGUGUGAAUGAAUGGCUAUGCAGCGUCAGUCUGAGUUUCCUUUCUUCGGCCGGCAGUGUGUGGCCCUGACAUUCGUCAUCUGCUGUGCGGUGCGCAACACGCCCUGCCAGAGAGAAUGUCUGUGUGCACGACACAUAUGUCAUGUCAUGGCAUGGCAUGGUGUGUUGUGGUCCUGUGUGCAGAUUGAGUUGGCCAUGUGUGUGUUGGCGACCUUUCACGUCUACCUGGCCCUCACGAACCAAACCACUCUCGAAUUCCAGGUAGCUGACCGACACAGUGUGCACGGGCACUCACUCAUCUCACUCAUCGUCAUGUUUGUGUGCAGCUGAAUCUGCACACACGGGCGAGGGCCAGGUGGAAUGGAGUGGUGAGUCAGCACACACACACGGAGGGAGGGGAAGCGACGACACGACACACGUGGAUCCUACCCCUUCCUUCUAUCGCUUCGUUUUGUGUGUCAGAAUUUUCGCAAUCCCUACGAUCUGGGGCGGAAACGAAACAUGCAGCAGGUGUUCGGGCCAUCAAGGUGAGUCGGUCUCUCUCACACGCUCUGAUUGAUGCGCUGCUCUAUCAAGGAGACAGUCGGAUGCAUCCGCCUGCGUGUGUGGGUGUGUAUGCAGGUUUCCAAUAUGGAUGAUGCCUUACUUGGCCGAACCACCAGAAGGUAGGUGCCACCUACUCAAUACAUGACGCCAUUCACCAUCCACCCAGCCACCACACCGCGUGUCAUGAAUCCCUGUCUCCCUCGAUCCUUCAGGGGAUGGUUUAUCAUUCCGAGCGCUGGGCAAGCCGGCCGUUCUGCGGCUGCCGCAACGACCGAAAUGCGACCGACCAGCGACCCACAACGCAGCAGCAGGAUGAUUGGUGGAUGGAUGUAAAGAGGGAGGAGGUGUGGUGGGGUGGGGUGUGUCGGUCGGUCAGUCAGGAAGAGCACUGUCUGUCUGUCUGUCUGUUGGUUGUGCAGCAUGGCUUAGUGUGUCUGGUACAGUGUGUGUUGUACGUGUGUGUACUGACUUGUAUAGGGGCGGGCAGUCGGGAAACAAACAUGUACACACAUGCAUAUAUGCAGCAAUCAAUCUUGUUUUUAUCAAUCAGUCAAGAUUGCUUGUCGAUCACA
Vitrella brassicaformis is the source of this 2463-nucleotide messenger RNA. The record is from the annotation of a GenBank genome assembly. Lineage: Eukaryota; Vitrellaceae.